Molecule: messenger RNA, 3178 nt
Organism: Monodelphis domestica (gray short-tailed opossum)
Lineage: Eukaryota; Metazoa; Chordata; Mammalia; Didelphimorphia; Didelphidae
Gene: HGS
Product: hepatocyte growth factor-regulated tyrosine kinase substrate
Biological process (GO): receptor internalization; endocytic recycling
Cellular component (GO): early endosome
Molecular function (GO): ubiquitin binding; phosphatidylinositol binding; metal ion binding
Source: RefSeq, a predicted model, not a curated record
CUGUGGAAACAGCCCAAGGCGGAAGCGGAAGCCGGGGGGCGCGCCUGCUCCGAGUUGGGAGAGCGUCUGUGGCUGCGGGGUUGGGUCUGAGGUCGCCAUGGGGAGAGGUAGCGGCACCUUCGAGCGUCUCCUAGACAAAGCUACCAGUCAACUCUUGCUAGAGACAGAUUGGGAGUCUAUCCUUCAGAUCUGUGACAUGAUCCGUCAGGGAGAUACUCAAGCAAAAUAUGCUGUAAGUUCCAUCAAGAAAAAAGUCAAUGACAAGAAUCCACAUGUGGCCCUUUAUGCCCUAGAGGUUAUGGAAUCUGUUGUCAAGAACUGUGGUCAGACAGUUCAUGAUGAGGUUGCUAACAAGCAAACAAUGGAAGAGCUGAAAGAGUUGCUCAAGAGACAAGUGGAAGUAAAUGUCCGUAACAAAAUCCUCUACCUGAUCCAGGCGUGGGCUCAUGCAUUCCGAAAUGAGCCCAAGUAUAAGGUAGUGCAGGACACUUACCAGAUCAUGAAGGUGGAAGGUCAUGUCUUCCCAGAAUUCAAGGAGAGUGAUGCCAUGUUUGCUGCAGAAAGGGCUCCUGAUUGGGUUGAUGCUGAAGAAUGUCACAGAUGCAGAGUGCAAUUUGGGGUGAUGACACGUAAACAUCACUGCCGGGCAUGUGGACAGAUCUUUUGUGGGAAAUGUUCCUCUAAGUGCUCCACCAUUCCCAAGUUUGGCAUUGAGAAGGAAGUACGUGUGUGUGAGCCCUGCUAUGAACUGCUGAACAAGAAGGCCGAAGGUAAAGCUAACACUACAACAGAGCUGCCUCCGGAGUACCUGACUAGCCCUCUGUCCCAGCAGUCUCAGUUGCCUCCCAAGAGAGAUGAGACAGCUCUGCAGGAGGAAGAAGAGCUGCAGCUGGCCAUCGCAUUGUCACAGUCAGAGGCUGAGGAAAAAGAGAGGAUGAGGCAAAAGACAACAUAUACCAUGUAUCCAAAGGCAGAGCCCACCCCUGUGACCUCAUCUGCACCCCCUGCUAGCACCCUGUAUUCUUCUCCUGUGAAUUCAUCCGCCCCCUUGGCUGAGGAUAUUGAUCCUGAGCUUGCUCGGUACCUCAACCGGAACUAUUGGGAGAAAAAGCAAGAAGAAGUUCAAAAGAGCCCCACACCAUCAGCCCCUGCUCAGCUGGCAGAUUCUGUUCCACAGCCUACAGAGGGACACACCACCCCAGUAAACAUGCUAGAGACUCCCCUCCCGGAAACAGACUCUCAGCCCAUAACUCCCUCCGGUGGCCCCUUUAGUGAGCAGCAGUACCAGAACGGGGAGUCCGAGGAAAACCAUGAGCAAUUCCUGAAGGCCCUACAGAAUGCUGUCACCACUUUUGUUAACCGCAUGAAGAGCAACCACAUGAGGGGACGAAGCAUCACCAAUGACUCGGCUGUGCUCUCCCUCUUCCAGUCUAUAAAUAACAUGCAUCCUCAGCUGCUGGAGCUGCUCAACCAGCUGGAUGAGCGAAGGUUGUAUUAUGAGGGACUCCAAGAUAAGCUGGCCCAGAUCCGAGAUGCUCGGGGAGCGCUCAAUGCCCUUCGAGAGGAGCACCGGGAGAAACUGCGCCGGGCAGCUGAAGAAGCAGAGCGUCAGCGUCAGAUCCAGCUGGCCCAGAAGCUAGAAAUCAUGAGGCAGAAGAAGCAAGAAUACCUGGAGAUGCAAAGGCAACUGGCCAUUCAGCGCCUACAGGAGCAGGAAAAGGAGCGGCAGAUGCGCCUGGAACAACAGAAGCAAACAAUUCAGAUGCGAGCACAGAUGCCAGCUUUCUCUUUGCCUUAUGCCCAGCUACAGGCAAUGCCCCCAGCAGGUGGAGUGAUAUACCAGCCUUCUGGCCCUACAAAUUUCCCUGGUACUUUUAGCCCAGCAGGCUCAGUGGAGGGCUCCCCUAUGCACACAGUAUACAUGAACCAGCCAGCACAGGCAGGCAGUGGACCCUAUCCUAGCAUGCCAGUGGCUGGAACAGAUCCUAAUAUGGUGAGCGCCUACAUGUACCAAGCAGGGGCAGGUGGUGGGCAAGCAACUCAGCAAGGGCAGCCUGUGCCCACCACAAAUCCAGCCUAUUCUUCCUACCAGCCAACCCCCACACAAGGUUAUCAGAAUGUCGCUUCCCAAGCCCCACAGAGCCUUCCACCCAUUUCUCAGCCUCCACAGUCCAGUACAAUGGGCUAUAUGGGGAACCAGUCCGUUUCCAUGGGAUAUCAGCCAUACAGCAUGCAGAAUCUUAUGACUACCCUGCCUGGCCAGGAUCCAGCCAUGCCACCCCAGCAACCCUACCUCUCAGGACAGCAGCCCAUGUACCAACAGUUGGCACCUCCAGGAGGCCCAUUGCAGCAGCAGCCACCUGUGCCUCCGCAGCCUCCAUCCCAGGGCCAGCCAGCCCCAGGCAGUGGAGAGGCACAGCUCAUUUCCUUUGACUGAUCUUUGGGGAAGGGUAGUAGGGUUGGGGGAUCACCAUACCAGUAUGACACUGAUUCAUCAGAAAUUACUUCUGUACUUAACUAGCCAUUAUUCUGUCACCUCAUUCUCUGCCUGUUGCUGUGUAGUUCUUUCUCUGUACAGGUUGGGAGAGGGGGAAUCUUAAGAAUGAAGGUAGAAUUGUCAUGUUUGGUCAUGGUUUCUGGACAUCUCCCUUUCACCAAAGCUCUUUCUGUCUUCCUGCAGUUUCUUCAUUUCCCAGGCCUGCAUCACCAUCAUUCAUCUCAUUGGUGCCAUGUUUCUGGAAAUUGACUCCUUUUCCCAGGCCUGGCCCUUGUGAAAGGAGAAGGGUGGGGUUAGGAGGGUAGAAUCACCUUCCAAGGCAAUUCUGGCCCUGAUAAAGAAAGAGCUUCAUUUGAGCCUUUCCCGGGACUUGGUUAGAAUGUGGUUUCUUUGGUUUCUUCUCCACCUUCAGAUGCAGCCAGAAUUCUCUUUUACUUUGUGUUUGUUGAGUGGAUCCCCAGCUUCUGUGGAGGCCAUAAGGGAACAUAUAUGGAACUAUAUAGUAUAGACCAAAGCUGGCUCCCCUCUCAGAGAAGCUAGCUAGCUCUAAGGAGUCAUGGGCCCCCAUAGAACUUGGCCAAAGGUUGGAGUCUGUACACCUCUGCUUCUGAGCACUCAUCUCUCAUAUUUAGUGUCUUUAGUAAACUGACUGGAAACAAUAAAAUGCAUUUUAAAAGUGAA